Messenger RNA from Carlito syrichta (Philippine tarsier), 1128 nucleotides. Its product is annotated as gephyrin-like. The coding region runs from base 1 to 1128 and encodes 375 amino acids. The record is from RefSeq and is a predicted model, not a curated record. Gene Ontology annotation, biological process: Mo-molybdopterin cofactor biosynthetic process. NCBI's taxonomy places the organism in Eukaryota, Metazoa, Chordata, Mammalia, Primates, Tarsiidae. The transcript is spliced from 9 exons.
AUGGCGGUGACGACAGAAGAGGAGGGUACAGCUUGUGGGUGGCUGGGGCAGAGCUGGAAACAGGAGUCAGGUGUGACAUCAACAGGACAGGAGGAGGGAGGCUGUGCCUCCGUGGCAGUAGGGACGGAAGUGGAUGGGGGAGGGGAGCUGACCAACCCCGGAACGACUGGAGCUGAGGACAAAGGAAUUAGAUAUGGUGGGCUGGGAGGAAGAGCCGGAUACAGGAGGGGCAAGACGGGAGUGAGUGAUAGUUGCUUCAGGAAUCUUGCAGAAGAUCGCAGUGGGAUAAAUCUCAAAGAUCUCGUACAAGAUCCUUCUUUGUUGGGUGGGACUAUAUCAGCAUACAAGAUAGUACCAGAUGAAAUAGAAGAAAUCAAGGAAACCCUGAUAGAUUGGUGUGAUGAAAAGGAACUUAAUUUGAUAUUAACAACUGGAGGUACAGGGUUUGCACCACGAGAUGUCACUCCAGAGAAAUUCCCAACAUUCCCAUUUUGUGGGCUCCAGAAAGGGGCCACAAAAGAAGUAAUAGAACGGGAAGCGCCAGGGAUGGCCCUGGCAAUGCUGAUGGGAUCACUAAAUGUUACACCUCUGGGCAUGCUCUCUAGGCCUGUAUGUGGAAUCAGAGGGAAAACUCUCAUCAUUAAUCUUCCAGGUAGCAAGAAAGGAUCUCAGGAAUGCUUUCAGUUUAUACUGCCAGCUCUACCUCAUGCCAUUGACCUUUUACGCGAUGCCAUUGUAAAAGUAAAGGAGGUGCAUGAUGAACUUGAAGAUUUGCCUUCCCCACCACCUCCUCUUUCCCCUCCUCCCACAACCAGCCCCCAUAAACAGACAGAAGACAAAGGGGUUCAAUGUGAGGAAGAGGAAGAAGAGAAGAAAGACAGUGGUGUUGCCUCAACAGAAGAUAGUUCCUCAUCACAUAUAACUGCAGCAGCCAUUGCUGCCAAGAAGCAUCCAUUCUACACCAGUCCUGCUGUUAUCAUGGCACACGGUGAGCAGCCCAUCCCUGGUCUCAUCAAUUAUUCCCAUCAUUCAACAGGCAGUGCAGAUGAACGGGUAAGACAAGAAGCUUUUGCAUUAAUGAAUUUGCAAACAUGCAUCCCACUUCCUCUCCUUAGAGACAGGCUGUAA